UCCGCGCUGGAGAACUACAUCAACCGUACUGUUGCAGUAAUUACUUCUGAUGGAAGAAUGAUUGUGGGAACACUCAAAGGUUUUGAUCAGACCAUCAACUUGAUUUUGGAUGAAAGCCAUGAACGAGUGUUCAGUUCUUCACAAGGAGUUGAGCAAGUAGUGCUGGGAUUAUACAUUGUAAGAGGUGAUAAUGUUGCUGUCAUUGGUGAAAUUGAUGAAGAGACGGAUUCAGCUCUUGACUUGGGGAAUAUUCGAGCAGAACCCCUAAACUCAGUUGUGCACUGAAAAGAUGAAAAUGCACAGGGACUUUGUAAAUCUUUGGUUGUACAGACCUAUUUAACAACGUGGACAGUUUUUACAAAUUGUGUUUGUUUAGACACCAGUUUUUUAUUAUGAAUAUGUUGUAGUUUUGCAUGUAAAUUAAAGUUUCUACAUUUUACUAAA
Manacus vitellinus (golden-collared manakin) is the source of this 444-nucleotide messenger RNA. RefSeq names its product LSM8 homolog, U6 small nuclear RNA associated (gene LSM8). Gene Ontology annotation, cellular component: precatalytic spliceosome; U4/U6 x U5 tri-snRNP complex; U6 snRNP. Gene Ontology annotation, molecular function: RNA binding. The annotation marks the transcript as partial. The record is from RefSeq and is a predicted model, not a curated record. Lineage: Eukaryota; Metazoa; Chordata; Aves; Passeriformes; Pipridae. The transcript has 4 exons. Gene Ontology annotation, biological process: mRNA splicing, via spliceosome.